Molecule: messenger RNA, 1581 nt
Organism: Stomoxys calcitrans (stable fly)
Lineage: Eukaryota; Metazoa; Arthropoda; Insecta; Diptera; Muscidae
Product: opsin Rh1
Exons: 6
Coding region: 218-1333 (371 amino acids)
Biological process (GO): visual perception; G protein-coupled receptor signaling pathway; phototransduction
Cellular component (GO): membrane
Molecular function (GO): G protein-coupled receptor activity
Source: RefSeq, a predicted model, not a curated record
UUAAAUGCAAGUGAGUAACGGUCAUUUAACGCUGACAGGUUGCCUAGCCUAGUUCAUACGACUAAAUUCGGUGCAACGAUUUCAGUCACUAAACCCUUAAAACAGGGAACAGGCCUCGCAAAGGAUAUGAGAUUUUAUUUGUAAAUAAAUUGCUAGUCUUCGCCAUUUGUACAGCGUUGUUAGUUGAAGAGGUACAGUUCUUUUUUUAGUCAACAAAAUGGAAGGAUUUGCGCAACUCUCCAUUGGACCUCACUUUUCUGCCCUGGGAAAUGGCUCGGUAACAGAUAAGGUUACACCUGAUAUGGCCCAUUUAGUACAUCCCUAUUGGAAUCAAUUUCCCCCCAUGGAUCCAAUGUGGAAUAAAAUUCUCAUGUGGUUUAUGAUUCUCAUUGGCAUCAUAUCAUGGUGCGGCAAUGGUGUGGUCAUCUACAUAUUCUCCACAACGAAAUCCCUGCGCACACCCGCCAAUUUGUUGGUUAUAAAUUUGGCUUUAUCCGAUUUUGGCAUAAUGGUCUGCAAUACCCCAAUGAUGGCCAUUAAUUUAUACUAUGAAACCUGGAUAUUGGGUCCACUGAUGUGCGAUAUAUAUGCUGGUCUGGGUUCGGCAUUCGGUUGCAGUUCCAUAUGGUCCAUGUGUAUGAUCUCUUUGGAUCGUUACAAUGUAAUAGUGCGAGGUAUGGCAGGUCAGCCCAUGACCAUCAAAUAUGCCAUCUUAAAGAUACUGUUUAUUUGGUGUAUGGCGAGCAUUUGGACAUUUGCCCCGGUGCUGGGAUGGAGCAGAUAUGUGCCUGAGGGCAAUUUAACAUCAUGCGGCAUUGAUUAUUUGGAACGUAACUGGAAUCCACGUUCCUAUCUGAUAGCCUAUAGCAUGUUUGUGUAUUAUACACCAUUGUUCCUGAUAUGCUAUUCCUAUUGGUUUAUCAUUGCGGCUGUGUCGGCUCAUGAAAAAGCCAUGCGUGAACAAGCCAAGAAAAUGAAUGUAAAAUCUUUGCGUUCUUCCGAGGAUGCCGAGAAAUCGGCUGAAGGAAAACUAGCUAAAGUUGCCUUGGUAACCAUUAGCCUAUGGUUCAUGGCCUGGACUCCUUAUUUGAUCAUCAAUACUUUGGGUGUAUGGAAAUAUGAAGGUCUUACACCUUUGAAUACAAUUUGGGGAGCCACCUUCUGCAAAACAGCCGCUUGCUAUAACCCCAUAGUCUAUAGUAUAAGCCAUCCCAAGUAUCGUAUUGCCUUGAAAGAAAAAUGCCCCUGCUGUGUCUUUGGAAAAGUUGAUGAUGGCAAAACCAGUGAAGGCCAGUCUCAGGGUACUGCCAGUGAAGCAGAAUCGAAGGCUUAAGCUUCCUAGCAUACAAAGGCUAUAAACAGGGCAAUAUUAAAUACUAUGCCUUUCCAAAAAGAAAUCCUGAAAAAAAAGUAAUUAAAGCAAGUGUGUUGUAUUUUGUUAUAGGUGCUUUAUUCGAUAUAUAUAAUUAUUUUACGACUAACAGUUUAAACGUGCAAUGUCAUUAAAGACGAAAAAUCUCAAAAAAAUUAAACAUGAAAUAAUAAAGAAUGUGCAUACAAACAUCUAUAUAAUCAAACCUA